CGACGAACUGCCAGCCUCCGGCUCUUUCACGCAGUAAUCGAGGUAAGCUGAACAUAUGUCAUGCAGUUCGACAUAUCACAGAAUCACGCAGAAUACGGUGGACGUAGGUGAAGACCGUGCGGACGUCCCCUGGUGUGAAGUGUGAUGGAGGGAGGGUAGGUACAUAAGAGGAGGGAGUGGUUGGGUUUCGACCACCUCCGCCUGGAUCCCUACUUCCAUCAUCUGCGAGCCCUCCCCGAGGCACCUUCUCCCGGACCCAUAAGCGUUACCCUAUCACUAUGCCGGAGCACGUCGAGUUCAAAGGCUACGCCCUCACCGACCCCAAGAAAUGGAGCGACCUCAAAGUGGCGUCCUUCCAGCCGAAGACCUUCGCCGGCGACGACGUCGAGAUCGCCAUCACGCACUGCGGAGUGUGCGGCUCGGACGUGCACACGCUCACGCAGGGCUGGGGCGAGUCCCACCUCCCGCUCGUCGUCGGGCACGAGAUCGUCGGCAAGGUCGUCCGUGUCGGCGGGAAGGUCGCUGGGAUCAAGGCGGGCGACCGCGUCGGCGUCGGAGCCAAGAUCGGUAGCUGCAUGGAGUGCAGAGCCUGCAAAGAAGGGCAGGAGAACUACUGCUUGAAGGGUGGAAUCUCCACUUACAACUCGGAAUACCCGGACGGCGUUAUCUCGCAGGGCGGGUACGCGACGGCGAUCCGGGCGCACCAGCAGUUCGUCUUCCCCAUCCCGGACCAGAUCGAGUCGCGCCACGCUGCGUCGAUGAUGUGUGCGGGCCUCACGGUGUUCUCGCCGCUGAAGACGUACGGCGCGGGACCAGGCAAGAAGGUCGGCGUCAUUGGCAUCGGCGGUCUUGGGCACUACGCACUGCUGUGGGCGAAGGCCAUGGGCGCGGAAGUGUACGCGUUCACGCACGACGAGAGCAAGAUGUCCGACAUCAAGAAGAUGGGCGCGGACGUCAUCGUCAACACGGGGGAGAAGGACUACCACAAAGAGCACGCCCGCUCGCUCGACCUUAUCAUCUCGACGCGCGAUUCGUACGGGAAGGACGCCCAAGGGGUGCUCGAUGAGUACCUGUCGAUGCUCUACGUGCACGGCAAGUUCAUCAGUGUCGGGCUGCCGGACACGGAUAGCCCGUUCCCGCCGGUGCACGCGAUGUCGCUGGCGAUGCCAGGGUGUCUCAUGGGCGGCAGCGCGGUCGGUAGCAAGAAGGAGGCGCUUGAGAUGCUUGAGCUGGCGAGGAGCAAGGGCAUCAAGCCCUGGGUGGAGGAGAUGCCGAUGAAGGAGUGCAAGAAGGCGGUGGAAGGAGUGAAGGCGAACCGCGCGCGGUACCGCUAUGUGUUGAUGCAGGACAUCGACAACUGA
This is a messenger RNA of Rhodofomes roseus, 1361 nucleotides long. RefSeq names its product GroES-like protein. The coding region runs from base 279 to 1361 and encodes 360 amino acids. Lineage: Eukaryota; Fungi; Basidiomycota; Agaricomycetes; Polyporales; Fomitopsidaceae. Gene Ontology annotation, biological process: alcohol metabolic process. Gene Ontology annotation, molecular function: alcohol dehydrogenase (NADP+) activity; zinc ion binding. The record is from RefSeq and is a predicted model, not a curated record. The transcript is spliced from 5 exons.